GGGGCCCCCUGGCAAUAGGGGAUCAUGGGGCCCCUGUGUCCUUGCCCAAACUCAAAAAAGCCUAUGAAAAAGUAUGUCAUCUUCAGGUGUGAAGAGAAAUGACAAAACAGUUCAGCGUCUGCUGCCUUUCUGAUAUGGCCUUGAGGUUGUUUCCACAUCAGGGGCGAACUGACAACUCAUGGGGCCCCCGGGCAAUAGGGGAUCAUGGGGCCCCUGUAUCCUUGCCCAAACUCAAAAAAGCCUAUGAAAAAGGUACCAUAGGCAUCUCAUGGGGCCCCCUACUGACCCCGGGGACCUCGGGCAGUGCCCGAGUUUCCAAAUGGUCAGUCCGCCUCUGUUCC
Molecule: messenger RNA, 341 nt
Organism: Staurois parvus
Lineage: Eukaryota; Metazoa; Chordata; Amphibia; Anura; Ranidae
Source: the annotation of a GenBank genome assembly